This is a messenger RNA of Gastrolobium bilobum, 1980 nucleotides long. RefSeq names its product ATPase family AAA domain-containing protein FIGL1. Gene Ontology annotation, molecular function: ATP binding; ATP hydrolysis activity. The transcript is spliced from 13 exons. The record is from RefSeq and is a predicted model, not a curated record. The coding region runs from base 1 to 1980 and encodes 659 amino acids. NCBI's taxonomy places the organism in Eukaryota, Viridiplantae, Streptophyta, Magnoliopsida, Fabales, Fabaceae.
AUGGAGGAAGUGAAGGAAAAGUGUUGGAGAAUGGAGGUUGACGAGAACCUCAAGAGGCUCCACUCUCUUCUCUUCGGCGCGGAACACGCUCUCGAUAACAAUGACUUCUCCUCCGCUUACGUACUCACGCUUCGUCUCCUCGGAUUCCUCGAAUCGCGGCGCUGCUCCGACGUCGACGAAGCCUUCGUCCAACCGAUUCGCCGCGAGGCCCUCGCCAAGCUCCAUUCCGCUCGCCGAUCCCUCACUCCUCAAUCUGAUCGCCAAGCUUUUGAGCAAGCAAAGAAGUCUCCAGGAUGCGUUUUUGGCACCACAGGAGAUAUUGACAUUGAGAAGAUUCGGAAUUCAAAGUACUUUCGAGCUCUUUUCAAGCAAUCUAAAGAAAAAGAUGAAAAUCAAUUGGAUGAUCAACUGGGUAAGCAAGACAAAGCAGGAAGCAAAGCGUCGAAGGAAAUUCUGCAAGCAAAGUUGACAUCCAUGUACGGGAAAAGCAGCUUGAAGACUAGUAAUGGUUCCAAGAGUUUUUUCAACUUGAAAAGUAACAUCUCCGAGGACUGCAUGAUUGUUGAAAGGGCUCAGUCACAUGCCAGCCAUACGAAGGGUCCUGGUGUCUCUUCUUUCUUACAAGUUGAAGGGGAAGAAAGAGCUUUUGGAAACUCUUUUUCUACAAAACGCUUACACAUGGAAAAUAAUAGCCCCAAAGUUGGUUAUGCAAAGUCACCUUCAAGUAAGGAGGAAGUUAAUUCUGAUGUUUGUGGCAACGGGUUCGUUACUGCCAGAGCAAAACUGGAAAUGGAAGCAAAGCAAAAGCGAGGAGUAGUUGGUUCACCCAGUGCAUCUGUCUCACCACAAUGCGAUUACAAUCCUGGCAACAGGUUAUAUGGUGGGAGAUCAUAUGGUGUUUCACGUCGUGGCUUUCGUGGUAAUUUUGUUCCCCCUAUUAAAUCCAAUGGGAACAAUGCUGGAAACAUGAGUUCACGGAUUGCUGGAAAGUCUGAUGAUGCCUUAGAUGACUCUACAAAGAGAUGUUUGGAAAUCCUGUGUGGUCCUGAUGGUGAGCUUCCUGAGAAAUUGAGGAAUUUGGAACCUCGCCUCAUUGAACAUGUUAGUAACGAGAUUAUGGACAGAGAUCCCAAUGUCCGGUGGGAUGACAUUGCUGGACUUGAUCAUGCCAAGAAAUGUGUCACUGAGAUGGUCAUAUGGCCUCUACUACGUCCUGACAUAUUUAAGGGCUGCCGUUCCCCAGGAAGAGGUCUGCUUCUAUUUGGUCCACCGGGAACUGGCAAAACAAUGAUAGGAAAAGCCAUAGCAGGGGAGGCAAAGGCAACCUUCUUUUACAUAUCAGCAAGUUCGUUGACUAGCAAGUGGAUUGGUGAAGGUGAAAAGCUAGUAAGAGCCCUUUUUGGAGUUGCCAGUUGCCGUCAGCCAGCAGUAAUUUUUGUUGAUGAAAUAGAUUCGCUCCUGUCUCAGCGAAAGUCAGAGGGUGAGCAUGAAUCAAGUAGGCGGCUAAAGACGCAGUUUCUAAUUGAAAUGGAAGGCUUUGACAGUGGUAGCGAGCAAAUCCUGCUUAUAGGAGCAACAAAUCGUCCCCAAGAGCUUGAUGAAGCAGCACGGAGGAGACUUACCAAAAGACUUUAUAUUCCCCUACCAUCCUCAGAGGCAAGAGCUUGGAUUGUACGUAACCUUUUAGAAAAGGAUGGAUUAUUCAAGCUAUCAAAUGAGGAAAUAGAUAUCAUAUGCAACUUAACGGAAGGUUAUUCGGGAUCAGACAUGAAAAACUUAGUGAAGGAUGCUUCUAUGGGUCCCCUCAGAGAGGCUUUAAGACAAGGCAUAGAAAUUACUAAGUUGAAAAAGGAGGAUAUGCGGUCAGUAACCCUUCAGGAUUUUGAGGAUGCCCUGCAAGAGGUGAGGCCUUCUGUUUCUUCAAAUGAACUUGGCACUUAUGAUCAAUGGAAUAAGCAAUUUGGAAGCCUAUCACUGUAG